AUGCCGCAAGCAUUGGGCGAACUCGACAUGGCCCUAGUACCUAGUGUGCAAGGUUACAUUGGAAAGCUGCCACAAGAGCUGCGGCUGCAGAUUUGCGAACUGUUGCCAGGCCGAGCGCUCAAGAACCUUGGACUGACCAACAAACGAUGGCGAAAGUCUAGUUCGACUGUGCUCUGGAAGACUUUCAGCUCCCAUCUCCAGGAACGAGGUCGCGAUUUCGACGCGCUACUCUUAUCCCCACCUGACGGAUUUCUCGAUAACGUCAAGAAUCUUAAGAUUACGUCUUUUGAUGUCUCCGAGAAGGUGCUGCAGCUGAUCGCUGUCCUGGCCCAAAACACAUUACGCACCGUGGAGCUACCGACUGGGAACCCCAGGACCUUGGGCCUUUUGAUUCGCUCUCAAAAUCUGAUUGAAGAGCUUACAUAUCAGCACCCUGGACUGCAGCAUAGCCGUCCGGACUCUCGCUUCCUUGUAGGCAACUUGAAUAAGCUUCGAAAGUUGACCAUUACACCCGCCAAAGAUGACGACUUUAAUGCGUGGCUUCUCAACACACCAGCUUUGGAGACCCUUAAUAUUGCACACUACAACGGGUUCAAGCCAUCCAAUCCCGAAUUCCGAGACUUAGCUUCUCUUAAAAGGUGGAAAUGUCCUAGUACUUUCAUACCUCUGAGGCUUCGACACCUUCGCCUGUCGUACCUCAACCUAUUCGACGGCCCUUACCAUCUGGGGAAGAUCACUGAUCUCCAGUCUCUUACAGAUCUUGAGAUAAGCUACUGUAUCAAUGUCUCGUCCUUUUUAGAGCAUUUGAGCAUCGAAUACUCCGCACUGGACAGCUUCGCUUUGAAUUUAUCGGAUGCUUUUCAGGCCUGGAGAGGCUUUUUGUCGCGACCCGAAAUCCUCAGCAUGUCAAUGUGGAGAAAAUAUGUCGACACGGGCAAACUCUACGACUUCUCCACUUGGAUCCGUUGUAUCAUCCAAGUCGCCUUCCGCUAUCCGAAGCCAGAAAUCACUGCUACACGGCUACCGAACUCGAGACACUUCUAG
Alternaria ethzedia is the source of this 1044-nucleotide messenger RNA. RefSeq lists its product as uncharacterized. NCBI's taxonomy places the organism in Eukaryota, Fungi, Ascomycota, Dothideomycetes, Pleosporales, Pleosporaceae. The transcript has 3 exons. The record is from RefSeq and is a predicted model, not a curated record. The coding region runs from base 1 to 1044 and encodes 347 amino acids. Gene Ontology annotation, molecular function: protein binding.